AGGCGCCUCGCCGUGAGUGCCUCCGACUCAGUUCGCUCCGCAGGAAGUGCUUGCGAGCGAGCGCGCUCCUUUUCUUUUCCCCGGAAGAAAUUCCCGGUGCUCCUCGUGCGCAGGCCGGAUCGGAUGUUUGCUGCCGUUGUGGCUGAGUGGAGCGGAGCGGAAAACGGGCCCGGCAGUUGCCCUACCUGAGAGAAGAACUUGAAAUACGAAGUUCUUCUAAAACAUAAGCCUCUGUGCAAGCCAUAUAUGCUAGCAGAAUGUCUGGAGUUGAAGAUGCUGCUGCUGUGUUAUCUGAAGUGAACAUUGGUGAUUCAUGCAAGCCGUUAGGUGAGCACAGAGAAGCCAAUCCUGAUGCAACCCCUAAAGAUAUUGUGGUCACUAUUGGAGCUACUGUGCCAACUGGCUUUGAGCUAACUGCAGCGGAUGAAGUACAAGAGAAGCUAGCAUCAAAGUCUACAAUUAGCAAGGACAGAGGGAAAAUCUAUUUUGAAAUUCCCAUAAUCAGCCUUCCAAAGGUUCACCAGUUAAGAUCCGUGGACAACUUAUUUGUUAUUGUUCAAGAAUUCAAAGAUUUUCAAUUCAAGGAAACUAAGGAAGAAGCUCUAAAGGAUUUAGAGGACUUGGUUAAGAUACUGCCAUGGGAGGACCCUUUGGAUGUGUGGAGGUUAAAUACAAGCCUUAAGAAAAGAAAAACAAGGCGGAAAAAGGGCAAUCAAACCAAUGCAAAGAAAGAGAAACAAGAGGAUGAUGGGAGCAGAGAGCGAGCUGUUGAUAAAAAACUGCACGAACCUGUGCAAAAUGUUUUCGAGGCUACUGAUGUCCAAGACCCAGAAAAUACAGAUGAAAUUGUGCAACCAGGUGAUGAUGAAUUGUCUGAUUCUAAAGAAGAGUUGACAUCCAAUGGCGAAAGCAAAAAUGGAUCAGGUGACUGCAAGAAGUGUGAAAUGAAAGCUGAGACGCUGAAGUUCCGGGUAACAUGCAACAGAGCUGGUGAUAACCACAGCUUCAAAUCAAAUGAGGCGGCAAGAGAUUUUGGAGGAGCUGUGCAAGAUUUCUUUCAGUGGAAAGCAGACAUGACAAAUUUUGAUGUGGAGGUUCUCCUCAACAUCCACAAUAAUGAAGUGGUAGUGGGGAUUGCCUUAACAGAAGAGAGUCUUCAUAGAAGAAAUAUUACCCAUUUCGGACCCACAACUCUUCGAUCUACUCUAGCUUAUGGUAUGCUCAGGCUUUGUGAACUUCAGCCAGCUGACAUAAUAAUUGAUCCAAUGUGUGGGACAGGUGCUAUACCAAUAGAGGGGGCUACUGAAUGGCCUAACUGCUACCAUAUGGCUGGGGAUAACAAUCCACAGGCUGUGAAGAGAACAGCAAAUAAUAUUGCCUCUUUACUGAAGGAAAUUCAAAGUAAAGAAAGCACACCUGCAGGCAAACCUAUAGAUAGUCUUCAGUGGGAUAUCUGUAGUCUACCUCUGAGGACUGGCUCUGUGGAUGUCAUUGUAACGGAUAUGCCAUUUGGAAAGAGGAUAGGGUCUAAGAAAAAGAACUGGGAUCUCUACCCAUCCUGCCUUAUGGAGAUGGGCCGGAUCUGCAGACCAAGGACUGGCAGAGCUGUGCUGCUGACUCAAGAUAGGAAAUGCUUUGCCAAGGCCUUGUCAAAAAUGGGACACCUGUGGCGAAAAUCUCACACCAUCUGGGUGAAUGUUGGUGGACUCCAUGCUGCUGUGUACCUUUUGAAACGCUCUGCAGAAAAAAAUUAGAGAAAAGAUCAUACUGGUAACACCUUGAUCAAUUUACUGACCACACAUGUACUCUUCUACAUUUUUGAGGCCUAUUAGUUUAUUGUUUCCCUGUGAUUCUGAGUCAACCCAUCCUUAUGAUAUUGAAUGGAGUAAAAAAUAAGGAGCAAGUGAGCAAGCUUUCUGGUCCAAGGAUCAGUUGUGUCAUACCUAACUAGAAGCUCUUGAAGGAGUUUUCAGGGCUUAAAUAGAAAAGUAUAGCCAAUUUAUUAAUGAAACUAGUAACUCUUCAAUGUGCCUGUGAACCUGAGUUACUGUUUCAGUUUGGGUGCAAAUAUAUUUUUCAUAUUCAUAGAGCAAGUUAUCUAUCCUGUUUCCUACUACAGGACAGCUAAUUUAAGAUGAAAAUAUUUUUUCCAUUGGAGAAGCACCUCCACGUUGUUUUGUUUAGUUGCCAAAAAUAGGCGACUAGUUUGUUGCUUCUGUUAAUUAUAUGAUAAGCUGUAUCCCAGAAUCCAUUUGUUCAACAACUUCAGAGCUCAAUAGUGCUGCCUGUUUUCUCACCUGCUACCUCAAUUUAUGCUUCGAUUCACUUGUUUACUUUGAUCUGCCAUGUAUAUUGCUGAGAAUGUGUACUAUCAGCCUCAGCAUAUUUCUGUAGUCAUGGUUUUGAUUUGGAAUAAGACUUGAAAAAUGCUGUAAUAGCCUUCCCCGUGUACUACUACUACUGUUGGUUUUGGACACAGGAUAGAUUUAGAUGAGAAUAUUUAGUGUGGUUGAAUUUAACCUGAUAAUAUAUCUAGUUGUGUCAUCUAACAAAUAAUAUACUCAAAUGUUCCCUAACAGUAACCUAUAAUAAUGCUUAUGCACCAUCCAGUGACUAAGGUUUAUUACAGCUGUGUUCAAGAAAUGUUGCCUGUGGGUUGUGUCCAUUGUUUUUAUGUGUACUGAAACUGAUUUGUCAAAUUUGGGAGCCUUUUCCUGUGAGCUUGAAAAGAAUAGCUAAAAUACUACUCUAAAAUAUAUGUUGAAUGCACUGUUCUUCAGUCUAGAAAGCAUUUGGGGGGAUGAAACAUAUUAUACAUGCUUGAAAUUUUUAAUUCAGAUUUUGAGCUAAAGGUUUAGGAGGGGGAGAGGAAUGAAUGCUUGUGAGCUAAGAGAUGAGCUACAUGCAGCUGUAAAAGGCUAUGAAUGAAGUUCUUUCAUGAGAAAUAAAGCACCAGCACUGUUCCAAUUACUGUAAAAAGGUAGCUCAUUCUUUGUCAUUAGAACACUUUUGCCCUCCCAGGUUGCCAUUUAUUUCCUAUCUAUGGGGGUUACUUUGGUGUUUCUCACUGUUGUUGUAGCAUUGAAUUUUGAUGUUAUAAUUUUACCUCUGUGUAAUAAAGUUUUUACCAGAGCUA
Molecule: messenger RNA, 3136 nt
Organism: Lacerta agilis (Sand lizard)
Lineage: Eukaryota; Metazoa; Chordata; Lepidosauria; Squamata; Lacertidae
Gene: THUMPD3
Product: THUMP domain containing 3
Exons: 10
Coding region: 258-1754 (498 amino acids)
Biological process (GO): tRNA methylation
Molecular function (GO): tRNA (guanine) methyltransferase activity; RNA binding
Source: RefSeq, a predicted model, not a curated record